Patiria miniata (bat star) is the source of this 3092-nucleotide messenger RNA. RefSeq names its product histone deacetylase 3-like. NCBI's taxonomy places the organism in Eukaryota, Metazoa, Echinodermata, Asteroidea, Valvatida, Asterinidae. The record is from RefSeq and is a predicted model, not a curated record. The transcript is spliced from 11 exons. The coding region runs from base 129 to 1424 and encodes 431 amino acids. Gene Ontology annotation, molecular function: histone deacetylase activity.
AAUUAUUGUUCGUACAUGUCGUAGGCAAAGUGUGGUGUUCUACUUGUCUUUGCGGAGCUGCGUUUUUCGUUCUUAAUUCAUGACUUUACGACCAGCUCCACUGUGAAAAAAAUCACUGGAAAUCAGAGAUGUCUUCACCGACGAUUGCCUAUUUUUACGACGCAGAUGUUGGCAAUUUCCAUUAUGGCCCGGGUCAUCCGAUGAAACCACACCGCUUAUCGCUGACACACAACUUGGUGCUCAACUAUGGGCUCUACAAAAAACUUCAAGUAUACCGACCAUACAAGGCCAACAUGCACGACAUGUGCCGCUUCCAUUCCGAAGACUACAUCGACUUCUUACAAAGAGUCACCCCACAGAAUCUACAGACGUUCACCAAACAUCUUAGCCAUUUCAAUGUAGGGGAUGACUGUCCAGUAUUUCCCGGCCUGUUCGACUUCUGUUCUAUGUAUACAGGCGCGUCGUUGGAAGGAACGACAAAACUCAAUAACAAUCUGUGUGACAUAGCAAUCAACUGGGCCGGGGGCUUACACCAUGCCAAGAAGUUUGAAGCCUCAGGAUUUUGUUACGUCAACGACAUAGUCAUCGCCAUUCUUGAAUUACUGAAAUACCAUCCGCGCGUAUUGUACAUAGACAUCGAUAUACAUCAUGGCGACGGUGUGCAAGAAGCGUUUUAUCUCACAGACCGAGUCAUGACGGUUUCCUUCCACAAGUAUGGCAACCACUUCUUCCCUGGUACAGGUGAUAUGUACGAGAUCGGCAUGGAGAGUGGGCGGUACUACUCCAUCAAUGUCCCCUUGAAGGAUGGCAUUGAUGAUCAGAUGUAUUUCGGUCUCUUCAAGCCGGUCAUCCAGAGUGUUAUGGAGUUCUACAGACCCAGCUGCAUUGUCCUACAGUGUGGUGCAGACUCGUUGGGUUGCGACCGGCUGGGCUGCUUCAAUCUUAGCAUUAAGGGCCACGGAGAGUGCGUCAAGUUUGUCAAGACGUUCAACGUCCCUACACUGGUGCUGGGUGGAGGGGGCUACACGGUCCGGAAUGUCGCACGCUGUUGGACAUUUGAGACAGCUCUUCUACUUGAUGAAGAUAUUAGCAAUGAACUUCCUUACAAUGACUACUUUGAAUACUUUGGGCCGGAUUUCACAUUGCAUCCAGACACGACAACUCGAAUUGAAAACCUCAACACAAAGCAGUACAUAGACCAAGUUAGGCAGACAGUACAAGAGAACCUCAAAUGUAUAGCGCAUGCCCCAAGCGUUCAGAUGCAGGACGUACCACCAGAUCUACUCAGCUUAGAAGAAACAGAAGAACAAGACCCUGAUGUCAGAAAUAGCACCAAGGACCAAGACACGAGGAUUGAGGCGGCGAAUGAGUUCUACGACGGUGACAAGGAUCAAGAUAAAGAAGACGUGGAUCUGGACGUAUGACAUCACCAUCACCAUGGCAAUACUAGUUAGAAAUAGUGAGUCGUCGUCAUAGCUCCAUCAGAAUACAUUUUCCGGAUCUGGCUGAACGGACGGACAGCCCUUACUAAGAUUGACACUUUACAAAAACCUGAGUCAUAGGUUCAAUUUUGUACUGAUUUAAAAUUUGUAUUACAUUCGUAAUAAUUUUAGCAUUAUUUCAAUGGUGGCAUCGUAGGGAAUUAAGCACCGUCGAUAUCAGAAUUGUCAAUCUAUUGGAAAUCCAGUAUCGAGAAUAUGUCAUGUAUCGAUUAUCCCGUGUUAAAGACCAUAAAGAUGACACUUUAAAUUAAAAAAAAAAAUCUUUAGUCCCAAUUUUCCACGGCCUCCUCCAUAUUGCUCAAACUUUUUAAAACAAACUUAGAACUAACAGUUUGUCCAGUCAGGCGGUUUGUUUUGAGGUUUUUCAUUGGGGAGACUGCAAAUUCCAGUGAACGCAGAGCACAAAGUGAUGCCGCUUGGUCUUUUUCGAUGAGUUUAUUUUGAGUCACAAGCACAAGUUGAUGCCAACUUUUAUUGCAUUGUACAGCAAACGUUAAACACAAAGUAAAAGCUGAAACGGGAGAUUUAUUUUGACAAUCUUUCGCAUUUUCGAUAUUUCAAUACGAUAACAAUUGCUAUCGGCAAUUUCGAUAUCAAAGUAAUAUUGAAUGAUCAAGUAAUAUCGAUAUAUUGACAGUGCUUACAGGGAAUGGACACUUCAGGGAAUGUUUUUUUUCUGAGAAACAAAUGUUUAACCAUUUUCAAAAAAGCAGAUGUAUCCCAGGACAUGUCAUGGUAUAUCUCAACAAAAUGUUAAUGUCCCAGUCUGCUUAGAGUAUUAAGUUCAUAAAGAUCACCUACUUUCAAACUAGUCUGAGUAUCACCAUUUAUCCACGGAGCAAGACUCCUGUAUAAUGUCUGAUAUGUCUAGACAUGCAGAUAUAUGCAAGCCGCGCGCCAGCCAAUCGGAGUCAACUUUACUAAAUCGUGACGUCAUUUCAUUCCUAAAUCAGGACUAAAUGGUUUGAUUGGUCAAUUCGAAUGCAGUGUUUUGUAAUACACCAACAGCCGGGCGUGAUACCGCGUAACAUGAUACACAGCGCGUGACACAUUUUUUUUAUCCAUUGUCUAUAACGCGCAACGGGUAAAUGACCGCAGACCCGAUAUAGAAAGCGCCCGCUGAUUGGUCAAAAUCUAGAAGGUCAAGAGGCGGAGUCUUGCCUAAUUAAUCAGCGAAUCUGUUCACACAUAUAACAUAGACUACAUUCAAACAAACACCAUGUGAAAUUAUGGAAUCUGGCCUUCUUUUUUGUUAAAGAUAAUUGUAAAUCAUUUAUUAAUUAUAAGUGAUUCCUUUUGGGGAAUUUCGCAGUUGAACUGGAAUUUUUUUGAGGUUUGGUAUUUAAAAUUGCAUUUUAUUUGCAUCUAAUCUCACUAAUUGUAAAUUUAAAAAUUUGAAUCUUUCACAGCAGCAUGCUUUCCAGUCUAUUGGGACAAAAUCACAAGUUGGGACAAAAUCGCAAAAUGGGUCAAAAGAAUUGGUCCCUGCAGCAUUUUUGUGUAUUUAAUAUAUUUAAUUUGUUCUGGAUUAGUGGUUUGCAAAGUUGUUGAGAAUCAAUCACCAGCCAAAUUACAAGUCAGUGACAAGCA